UGGAUGGGAUCCCCUCCUCCGCAUAUUUUAUGGCCGCGCCAGAGACUCAAUGCGCUGAAAAGCUUGUCAGGGCGGCAGAUAAACGAUGUCUUUCAAAUAACGUACACUUCCGCGCAGCGCCAUUGUCUCCGCUCGGAUUUAUAUCGGGAACCAGUAACUUUCCCCCCUCUUUUUCUUCUUUCCUCCCCCUUCCGCCCCUGAAAUGCUCAGUGUCCUCGCCUCUAAUCCUCGGGGGCCACUUCAGUAGCCAGACUCACGCCAAGCGCACCUGACCGGCGUCUGCGCUGUCCGCCCGGCUCGGAUUAGCUGGCCGAGAGAUAGCGGCUCGGUCACCCGGAAGAGAGCGGAGAUGGGGCUGCGUGUGAAUGGCGCUGUGCCAGGAGAAGUCACGAAGAGACACGAGAAUUUGAAGAGAGGAAAUUGGGGGAACCAGAUCGAGUUUGUCUUGACCAGCGUGGGGUACGCCGUGGGUUUGGGGAACGUCUGGAGAUUCCCGUAUCUCUGCUAUAGAAAUGGAGGCGGAGCCUUCAUGUUCCCGUACUUCAUCAUGCUGAUCUUCUGUGGCAUCCCGCUCUUCUUUAUGGAACUCUCAUUCGGACAAUUUGCCAGUCAGGGGUGCCUCGGGGUGUGGAGGAUCAGCCCCAUGUUUAAAGGUGUCGGGUACGGGAUGAUGGUCGUCUCCACCUACAUCGGUAUUUAUUACAACGUGGUGAUCUGCAUCGCGUUUUACUACUUCUUCAUGUCCAUGAACCGGAUCCUCCCCUGGACCUACUGCAAUAAUAAAUGGAACACGGCGAACUGCGUCGGGGUGCUGGACCCCUCCAUCAACUCCACCAACUUCACCUCCCACCAGGACCUCUCCUCCAUCCUCAACCAGACCCUCAAGAGGACCAGUCCCAGCGAGGAGUACUGGAGGAAUUACGUGCUGAAGCUGUCGGACGACAUCGGGAAUUUCGGGGAGGUUCGGCUGCCCAUCCUGGGGUGUCUCGGACUGUCCUGGGUCGUGGUGUUCCUGUGCCUCAUCCGAGGGGUGAAAUCCUCCGGGAAGGUGGUUUAUUUCACAGCCACCUUCCCCUAUGUGGUCCUCACCAUCCUCUUCAUCCGCGGGAUCACCCUGGAAGGAGCCGUCACCGGGAUCAUGUAUUAUCUGACGCCGCAGUGGGACAAGAUCCUGGAUGCCAAGGUUUGGGGUGACGCCGCCUCGCAGAUAUUCUACUCUCUGGGGUGUGCCUGGGGGGGACUCAUCACAAUGGCGUCCUACAACAAGUUCCACAACAACUGUUACAGGGACAGCAUCAUCAUCAGCAUCACAAACUGCGCCACCAGCGUCUACGCCGGCUUCGUGAUCUUCUCCAUUCUGGGCUUCAUGGCGAACCACCUGGGCGUGGACGUGUCCAAGGUGGCGGAUCACGGUCCCGGCCUGGCCUUUGUGGCCUAUCCCGAGGCUCUGACCCUUCUGCCCAUAUCUCCUCUGUGGUCCAUAUUGUUCUUCUUCAUGCUCAUCCUGCUGGGACUCGGCACUCAGUUCUGCCUGCUGGAGACUCUGGUGACGGCCGUCGUGGAUGAGAUCGGCAACGAUUGGAUUAUUCGAUGGAAGACGCUUGUGACGCUCGGAGUGGCGGUGAUUGGUUUUCUGCUGGGGAUCCCGCUGACCACUCAGGCUGGGAUCUAUUGGCUCCUUCUGAUGGAUAAUUACGCCGCCAGCUUUUCUCUGGUCAUCAUUUCCUGUAUCAUGUGUGUGUCUAUAAUGUAUAUCUAUGGUCACCGGAACUACUUCAAGGACAUUGAGAUGAUGUUGGGGUUCCCCCCUCCCCUCUUCUUCCAGAUCUGCUGGCGGUUCAUCUCCCCGGCCAUCAUCUUUUUCAUCUUAAUGUUUACGGUCAUUCAAUAUCGGCCAAUCACAUACAACGAGUACCUCUACCCAGACUGGGCCAUCUCGCUGGGAUUUCUGAUGGCGCUGUCCUCGGUCGUCUGUAUCCCCGCAUAUGCCAUCUUCGAGAUAUCGCGGUCCGAAGGGGACACCUUCCUCCAGCGGUUGAAGAACUCGGUGAAGCCCAACAAGGACUGGGGACCGGCUCUGCUUGAGCACCGGACUGGCCGAUAUGCGCUAGAGGAGGAAAGCCCCGAGAUCCAGCCGCUGAACCCCGAGAAGCAGAAGGAGGAGAUCGGCCUAACAAUACAGGGCAGCAACGGGCAGGCCCACAGCCAGGACUCUAAAGUGUAACCGGCUCCUAUGGAAGGGGUGGAGAAAGGCACUGGUGGUAUGGAUGCGUCUUUACCCUAACCCCCCCCCCCGUCCCCCGAUCCCCUGACCCCCACCCCGUCCCCCUUUUGUCUUCAUCCAGACCAGUCGUAUCCUCCAUUGUCCUCUUUCCAACCCGUCACCUCAGAGCAUUCAACAGAAUAACUAUCAAACUGUUUCUCCCAUCCACGAGGAGACAUCAAUUGUUCAGCUGCUGAGCAGAGGAGCCACGGCCCCGGAUCGCCCUGCCCCCGACUCUCAUUGCCAGGACACCAACCAUGUGCGCUAUGGGAGAACACAGGGGGGAGAGAGAUGGCAUCAUCUCACAACGUAGAUCUAACUCUUCUAAUUUUAGUUUACAUGAAAUUGUAUUUUUUAGAGUUUUAUAAGCUCAGUUUUUUUUUUUAACCCGAGGAGGCCAGGGGUUGUGCGUCCUCCGUAACUCUUCCCCCGGCAACGUAGGACAUUUUACUGAACUGGGGAGAGAGAAGAAGAGAAAUGCAAACACUUCUUUAUUCCUGUUACUUGAGAAGGACAGCAGGAAGUGGACGGGGCCACCAUGUGACAAAAGGGGCCACUUUCCUGACCUGCUGCGUCUACAUACACAUCCGCCCAGUGCGCCACUGACUGAGAACACAAACAUGGAGCUGCUACCAAGCUGCGCGUACCGCGAGGGACAUUCCCAAAUAGUCUUUCGUAACGGUACCGCAGCGCCCUCCUGUGGAUCAAACGGUCUCUGCAUCUCUGUGUUAGACUUCUUACCACUGCCGACCCAGAAGCCACUGAGGUAGUUAUUGAUCCAGCAGCUUGAUCCGAGUCUUCCUAAUAAUUCCAUACCUGUUACCCUACAAAAGGUAUUACUGAUCUGGGUCUGCCCAGAAUUCCUGGUAACUUUUGUUCCAUUACCCAAAAAUACAAAUAUCGGGAUUUGCCAAAAUGUACCCCAUAUACCGGCCCUUCGUGCCAUGAUACCUAAACUUUUAUGCCUUUGAUGGAUAUACCAGCUCUACCGGGGGGCUUUGCCUUGGGUUCAUUUUGUAAGGAAGGGAGUUCAUGAGCCAGUCAGCCCAGUCUGGAUGCCAGGCACUUUAUAUAGAGAGAUCAUAGAGUAGGCUUCUCCCAAUCUCUGAGUCAGAUCACCCCCAAGGGACAUCAGGUGCUAAACAACAGCAAGGGCUCCCCCUAUGUCCCAUUGACUGCAUUAAUCCAAAGGGAAAGACUAGCAAAUUCCAAUGCUGGUAACUAUUCAUCCCGACAACAUGAACAGAGAAUCCCAGGGGAUAUUUCUAUGUUAAUGUUGGCCAUAGACAAUCUGGUUGGAAAAAGUCCAUCCACCUUAACCAACAGAUCGGAGCAGGAGUUACCCGGCUUUGAAAUUUUUUUGGAAUGCAGCAGACCUUCUGUCAGGUCACCUGUGGCCAGGUGACAAGUGCACUCCGGUGGGGUCAGGGAUGCACCACAGGGUAGUGAAACCUAUGAACGACUGCUGCCAUAAGAGAGGAAGUGUGAACCCAAGAUCGCCCAGGGCGCGGAGUCUAAGACCCAGCUUUGUGUUCACCAGAG
Molecule: messenger RNA, 3805 nt
Organism: Rana temporaria (common frog)
Lineage: Eukaryota; Metazoa; Chordata; Amphibia; Anura; Ranidae
Gene: SLC6A9
Product: solute carrier family 6 member 9
Exons: 13
Coding region: 350-2224 (624 amino acids)
Biological process (GO): glycine import across plasma membrane; neurotransmitter transport; synaptic transmission, glycinergic
Cellular component (GO): plasma membrane
Molecular function (GO): glycine:sodium symporter activity
Source: RefSeq, a predicted model, not a curated record